AUGCUGCACCUCGGGAUGGGCCCUGCGCUGGCCACCCUCAACAACAUCGCGGGACCCAUCACAGGCUUCUUCACGGGGCCCCUCGUCGGCGCCACGUCCGACUCGCUCACGUCGCCGUACGGCCGCCGUAGGCCUGUCAUUGUGGUGGGUCUCGUCGCCACUUGGGUGGCUGGCAUGCUGUUCGCGUCCGCGGAGCACCUGCUCCCCAAGGAGAAGGCCAUUAUGUUCGCGGCCCCAAUGUACUGGGUGAUGGAUGUCACCAUCAACAUUCUGCAGACCCCUCACCGUGCUUUGGUGGCCGACUUGGCCUCCGACGAGCAGCAGGUGCCCAUGCAGGUCGUCUUCGUCUGCCUGAUGGCCAUCGGCAAUUUCGUUGCGUUCUCCAUCAUGCAGAUAUACGACGUGACCGUGGAGCACAUGUUUGAGCUGAUGCUACUCGUGUGCGCCCUCAACACCGCCGCCGUUGCCAUCCAGUUCCUGGUGGCCACGGAGACACCACUCGCCCGCGACCCGGACAAGGAGGGCGCCGGAGCGUGUGCGCCUGUGGUGGACGUGGCGAAAGCGGUGAAGGGCAGCCCCAGGAUCCUCUACCACCUGGCCUUCGUGCAGUGCCUGGUGUGGAUCGGUCUCACCUCGUGGAACUUAUACGCCGGGCAGUGGUUUGGCGUGUCGGUGUACGGGGGCGACGAGACGGCCGAGCCGGGCUCCCCAGAGCACGAGGCGUACGCCAGGGGCGAGACGCAGUUCGCGCAGGGGGGGCAGUGCAAGGCCGUACUGGGGCUCGUGUCCUCCCUGGUCAUCAUCCUGGUACUCUUGCACACCAAGAUCCCUCCGAGGCUGGUGUACGCCCCCCGUGCAUCUUCGGCGGGGCCAUCGUGGGGGUUCUGGCCGCCUUCUUCGUCAAGCAGAACGGUCUCUUCGCGCUAG
Prorocentrum cordatum is the source of this 927-nucleotide messenger RNA. NCBI's taxonomy places the organism in Eukaryota, Dinophyceae, Prorocentrales, Prorocentraceae. The record is from the annotation of a GenBank genome assembly.